AUGGAGGCAAAAUACGAUCACUGCUAUGCAGUGUACGAGCGGUGUCUCGCCCGUGUUAAGGGGCAAAUUAGCCAGGUUUCCGGGCCCAGCAGGAGUGAAGCAUCCGUUCCUCCUGUAUACUCCAGUGGCUGCCGGCUUCCUCCAGUCGACACCGAAGUGUUCCGUGGGGAUUACUUGCGGUGGCCGACUUUCCGUGACCUUUUCACGGCCAUCUAUGUCAACAAUCCAAGGUUGACUCCGGUUGAGAAACUUUUCCAUCUGAAUUCGAAGACCGCAGAUGAGGCCAACGAAAUCGUAGCCAAAUUUCCGCUGACAAACGACGGUUUCGCGUCAGCUUGGGGUGCUCUUUGCGAACGAUUUGAAAACAAGCGCUUGUUAAUAACAAGCCAGUUGAAAAUCCUGUUCAACCUGUCCACGGUUACCCAAGAGUCGGGAGCAGCAAUCAAGGAGCUGCAGAGCACGAUCCAACGUUGCUUGACCGCUCUUGAGCAUUCAGACAUUUCCUCCACUCCAAAUCCAACGGCAACCAAUGUGCAGAAUUUCUUUGCCAAUAAUGCUCAGAAUGUCCUUCUCGGCUCGGCGGUCAUCAAUGUUUGCCACUUGGGCACUACAUAUACCGCACGUGCGCUAAUUGAUUCCGGGUCCGAAGCGACCUUCAUUUCUGAGCGUUUGUUCCGACGCAUUAAGUUGCCUUUCCAGUCCGUGCGAGCCCAGGUAUCCGGGCUAAAUCACGCAGUUGCGGCCCAAUCGCAGAAGUUAUGUCACUUCAGCAUUGGUUCUCCGACGAAGCCGAGGCUCCAUAUCGAGACUUCGGCAUUCGUAAUUCCACAGUUGGCAGGCAAACUGCCCUCCUUCGAUAUGCCGCGAACUUUCCUAAAGGAUCUACCAGCGAUAGAGCUGGCAGAUCCACACUUCUACAAGAGCGCUCAGAUCGAUAUACUAAUUGGCGCGGAUAUCCUUCCGUCGGUCAUCUUGAGCGGCUCCCGGCCAAACAAUUGUGGCUCACUCCUUGGGCAGGAAACCGUGUUUGGCUGGAUUCUUACCGGCCCAAUCUCCCAGAGUAUGUCGACAACUGUUUCUGCGUUUUCGACAAGAGUCGCCCUCCAAGCAGACGAACAGCUCGACAGCCUACUUUCCAAAUUUUGGGAGGUGGAGGAUAUUCCAGCGAAGCUGAUAAAGGAGUCAGACUUCGUUUGCGAAGAAAACUUCGUUAAGACUACUUCUCGUAGCAAAUGUGGUAGAUAUCGGGUGACUCUUCCAUUCCGGAAGCCCGAUGGCAUUGAACUGGGUCAUUCCAGAUCUAUAGCGCUGGCUCAAUUUCUCAAGAACGAGAAUCGUUUGUCAAGAAACGAUUCUCUAAAGGAACAGUACAAUGCCGUUCUCCAGGAGUACGUGGACUUGGGUCAUAUGACACCCAUAUCGCCUCAGGCGAUUGUCACGACUCCUAAUUUCUACCUGCCUCACCACGCCGUUUUCAAACCAGAUAGCACCACAACGAAGGUGCGGGUCGUUUUCAACGCAUCUUGUCCAUCCUCGAAUGGCAAGAGUCUGAAUGAUAUCCUUCAUUCAGGGCCCAUUCUCCAAUCGGAUCUCACGUUACAGAUCCUCAGAUGGCGAUACUAUCGAUAUGUGUUCAAUGCGGACAUAACGAAGAUGUAUCGCCAAAUCCUCAUGGACUCAAAGCACACACCGUUCCAACGAAUUCUGUUCCGCACGUCGGACGGUGAGAUCCGUGACUUUGAGUUGAACACAGUGACAUUCGGUGUCAACUGUGCGCCUUUCCUGGCUCUACGAGUCCUCCAGCAACUUGCUGAUGACAUACGCUUGGAGUAUCCUCUCGCAAGCCGAGUCAUUUCCAACAACAUGUACGUGGACGACGUCCUAGCGGGGACACACACAAGAGAAGAGGCCAUCCGGACCAUUGCGGAAGUGUGUGCAGCCCUGGACAGCGCUGGCUUCCCGCUGAGGAAGUGGACGUCGAACCAUAAGAGCGUGCUGAAGGACAUUCCAAAGGACCAUCUACUUCGAGAAGAUUUCCUUGAACUCGAAGACUCCAGUACGGCGAAAACUCUGGGCAUCAGGUGGCAAGCUCACGAUGACGAGUUCUUCUUCAUGCCACCCGAAGUUUCCCAUCAGGACUCCUACACGAAGAGGGAAGUGCUCUCGCAAAUCGCUAAGCUUUUCGACCCAGCCGGAUCCGGAUUCAAGAUGGGUCAAUUCCAGACACGAGUGAAGCUCCAGUACCACGGAUUCUGUGAUGCAUCAGAAAGGGCGUACGGAGCAGCGAUCUAUGUCCGUGUGGAGACGGCGAACAAGGUUUCCACGCAUCUCCUUACUGCGAAGACAAAGACCGACUCAACAAUUGUUCUCGCCUGGUUGAACAAGCCACCCUGCCGAUGGACAACCUUUGUGGCCAAUCGUGUGGCCAAGAUUGUCCAAGCCAGCGACGCCAAGAACUGGUCGCAUGUGCGAUCCGAGCACAAUCCGGCAGAUCUUGCAAGCCGUGGUGUCCUGCCACAAGAAUUGAUUCGUAAUCCUUUGUGGUGGCAUGGACCAGAGUGGCUUCAUCUCCCGUCGGAGCAAUGGCCAACAUCUCCAAGUCCCAUUCCGGAGACUCUGCUGGAGCAGCGGAUUAAGUGCAACGUCGCUAAGUUACCUCCGACUCCCGACUUCCUGAGCAAGUUCUCUGAGUUUGGCAGGGCACUGCGCACGUCUGCCUAUGUUCUCCGAUUCAUCGAUAAGAGUCGGAAGUUGGCAGUUCCAAGCUCUACCGUGGUCCAGGCGGAUGAGCUGUCACGGAUCCAAGAGCGGCUAAUCGUCAUGGCUCAACGACACACUUUCCAACAGGAAUACCAAUGUCUGCAGUCCAAGCAGCCGGUUCCUUCCUCAAGUUCAAUCCGAAAUUUGAACCCUUUCCUCGAUGGCAAGGGGAUUCUACGGGCCUGUGGGCGUCUGAGGGCGUCCCACUCGCUGCGUUACGAUGAGAGUCAUCCAAUCAUCCUCUCGUAUUCCUCGUCCUUUGCACGACUACUGUUGAAGGUCCUCGUUAAAUCCACCAUCAACUCCUGCAAGGUUUGCGUCAUCUACAAGAAGAGAUUGCAGACCCAAAUGAUGGGGAACUUGCCCAAGGAAAGGGCGUCCUACUCGAGACCGUUCACGCACACUGGAGUCGACUUCGCCGGCCCAUUCGAAAUAAAGAACUACACUGGCCGAGCCUGCCUCAUCACCAAAGGAUAUGUCUGCGUCUUCGUGUGCUUCAGCACGAAGGCGAUCCACUUGGAGGCAACAUCGGAUCUCACGACGGAGAAAUUCCUGGCCGCAUUCUCCCGUUUCAUCGCACGGCGCGGGUGUCCACACCAAAUGUACUCGGACAACGGGAAAACCUUCGUUGGAGCUGACAAGGUGAUCUCCAACGACUUCUUGGAAGCGACGAGGGAGUGCAUUAUCGCACAACACGCCCACAAGAGCCUAUCCUGGCACUUCAACCCGCCGGGCGCCCGCAUAUGGGUAGAUUAUGGGAUGCCGGCGUAA
Drosophila sulfurigaster albostrigata is the source of this 3531-nucleotide messenger RNA. RefSeq lists its product as uncharacterized. Gene Ontology annotation, molecular function: nucleic acid binding. The coding region runs from base 1 to 3531 and encodes 1176 amino acids. Lineage: Eukaryota; Metazoa; Arthropoda; Insecta; Diptera; Drosophilidae. The record is from RefSeq and is a predicted model, not a curated record. The transcript has 5 exons.